Messenger RNA from Pediculus humanus corporis (human body louse), 450 nucleotides. RefSeq lists its product as uncharacterized. Gene Ontology annotation, cellular component: plasma membrane. The transcript has 3 exons. The record is from RefSeq and is a predicted model, not a curated record. Lineage: Eukaryota; Metazoa; Arthropoda; Insecta; Psocodea; Pediculidae. Bases 1 to 450 code for a protein of 149 amino acids.
AUGUCAUAUUCGUCAGAUUCAAAAACGAAAAAAGAUCCAUCAAUCGAUGAAACAAUCGUGAAUUAUAAUAAAACGGAAGCGGUUUUUUCAAUAAUUGCAUUGGCACUUAUGAUAAUCGGAUUCAUAUUUUCUUGUUACACGUUCAAUAACACGAGAUACAUGUUUAAAAGAACCGCCGGAGGAAUACAUUUCUUAUCAACUGGAUCGACUUUAACGGUUAUCGAAGUUGUUAUUAAUUCCAUCGAAUAUGAAAAAAAACAUUUACCAUUUACUUAUCCACCGGGUGCAACACAUAAAUACGGUUACAGUUUUGUAUUGGCUUGGUUAGUUUUCAUAUGUAAUCUUUUAUCAGGUUGUGCCUUCAUAUUAUUUUCAAAAAAAAGAAAAGGACAAAAAGCACCAAAUGAAGAAAUUGCAAUGGCGGAUUGUCCGACGAUUAUAGGAAGGUGA